CGACACGUCGGCAGCCCUAGGUGUGGGAGAGGAAAGUUUUUUUAGUUGGACCGAAAGUGAGCGAGAGCAAGAGGAGGAGAGACAUGGCGUCGGCGUUGAUGAGGGCGAGGCGAUCCGCGGCGCUGCCGUCGGCGGUGAUGGCCGUCCGGCGGACCUUCGCGGCGGUCUCCGUGGGGUGCGACAUCGUCUCCGCCGCCCCCGGCGUCGCCCUCCAGAAGGCUCGCAACUGGGACGAGGGCGUCACCUCCAAGUUCUCCACCACCCCUCUCAAGGAUAUCUUCCAAGGGAAGAAAGUUGUCGUCUUUGGAUUGCCUGGAGCUUUCACUGGUGUUUGUUCAGCACAGCAUGUGCCUAGCUACAAGAACAACGUUGACAAGUUCAAAGCUAAAGGGAUUGAUUCUGUAAUUUGCGUGGCUGUCAAUGAUCCAUAUGUUCUGAAUGGUUGGGCAGAAAAUCUGCAGGCGAAGGAAGCAAUUGAUUUUUAUGGUGACUUUGAUGGGAGCUUCCACAAGAGCUUGGAGUUAGAUAUGGAUCUUUCAGCUGCUUUGCUUGGACCUCGUUCUCAAAGGUGGUCAGCGUAUGUUGUUGAUGGCAAGAUAAAAGUGCUUAAUGUUGAGAAAGUCCCUUCAGAAUUCAAGGUUUCUGGUGGUGAGGUAAUCUUGGGUCAGAUUUGAUCUGUUUAGGGGUUUAUGCGUGUUUGACUGUAAUAUGCUUCUGGGUGACAAAUAGAAAUCUUCUUAAUAAGUGAAACUUGUGAAGGGAGCAAUGAACUCUGCCGCCAAAUUCUUGUUCGAUUUGUUAUAAUAACUACAUCAAUCAUGAUACGUUUUUCAUUGUUGAUGGCA
Messenger RNA from Phoenix dactylifera (date palm), 845 nucleotides. It is a transcript of the gene PRXIIF, whose product is annotated as peroxiredoxin IIF. Lineage: Eukaryota; Viridiplantae; Streptophyta; Magnoliopsida; Arecales; Arecaceae. The record is from RefSeq and is a predicted model, not a curated record. Gene Ontology annotation, molecular function: thioredoxin peroxidase activity. Gene Ontology annotation, cellular component: mitochondrion; cytoplasm. Gene Ontology annotation, biological process: cell redox homeostasis; hydrogen peroxide catabolic process; cellular response to oxidative stress.